This is a messenger RNA of Aegilops tauschii subsp. strangulata, 615 nucleotides long. NCBI's taxonomy places the organism in Eukaryota, Viridiplantae, Streptophyta, Magnoliopsida, Poales, Poaceae. The record is from RefSeq and is a predicted model, not a curated record.
AUGCAGGUCCGGGCCGACAGGACGGGUCCGGCAGGACACCAGCAAGCCGACGAGGCUGGAAGGGGCGCAGCCAUCGAGGGCACCGGGGCCGGAGACGCGCAAGCAGGGGGUGCUGGCAAGCCAGGGACACUGGAAAGCGCAGGUCCAGGGCUGCCGGGCCGGAGCCGCACCGGCGAGCCAGGCGAGCCAAAAAAGCUGGAGAGGUGCGCAGCCUUCGGUGCGCCAACGCCGGAGCUGCGCCGGUGGAGGACGUCGAUGAGACGGGGAACCUGGAGAACGCAGGUCCGGCUGCCGAGUCCGUCCACCCGUAGCAUCGCGCGCCACCAGGGAGCCUACACAGGGCCAGCCUCACCACGCGCGGGGCGGGGCGGGGGGGACCCAGCCGGGGCAACACCACCACGGGUGAGGAGCGCUGCCGCCGCCGGGGAGCCGCCGUCCAGGAGCCGUCAUCGCAGCAUGCGGGGGGAGGGGGAGCGCGUCGCGGGAGGGGGCUGGAUCCAGCAGAAUCGCCCCGCCGCCACCCUCCCGGGAGCCGGCGCCGGCUUCGCCGGCCGCUCCUCCGGUGGCAGCGAGGUGGGGAGCAAGGUGGGGAGGGGCCGGCGGCGCUCGAUCUAG